CAUAUUUUAACUUCGCUGAGCUGCCAUAUUGUUUAGCCCUGUUUUGGACUUUUCUUGAAGGAGAGAAACCUGGGAGAUCGUGGCUGUUUUGGAAUGCUACCGAGACCUUUAUAUUUCCCAAAUCACAGUAGUCAUUUAAGACGUCGAUCCAGAAAUCGUCGGAGUUCACGUCGCCCAAAACCAGAAUACGAACGAAACAUCUUUUCCGCAUUUUUUGCCCUUGCAUCCGCUGUGCUUCUUGCAAUCGCAGAGGCAGAACCGAAAUGGCUUCACAUCGUCAGUGGAAAGUGCGAAGGAAGGUACAUUGGCUUGUACAAAGUCAUUGCAUAUAAACACCCCGAGGAACUGAGUAAGUCUGAUGUGAAGCCCUAGAAGAAUUUGACAUGUUAUGUGGAAACCCUUUCCAAAUGAUGUCAUUUUAACGAAGUUGAUCAUAAUUGUUACUUCCUCAUUUGCUUUUUCUUAAACUCCUUGAUCUGUUGUAUUAUUUGCAAAAACCUAUUUUAUAUCCGAUCAGUUGUCACAACAGUCUCCAAUUAAUUUUCUUCAACCUUUGUAAUAGAUAGUGCAAGUUUAGCUGCUAAAUUGAUUAGCAAUAAUGCGAUGACCAAUUCGAUCGCCACGGAGACGACUGAAAACUUUUUCUCCACUGACCCGUUUUUUUUCUUUCAAACGGAUUAAAUGUUAUUAAGGAAAUGGAUACCUUAAUUGUUGCUCUACUAAAUUCAAAAUUCUGAAUAUUUCUUAGGUCACAUCGUUACUGAAAGAAGCUGUUUUCAGUUGUUCAUGGAUAGAAUCAAAAAUAUUUUGACUACAUAUUUUCAGAUAUUUAGUUAAUGGGUGAUUUUUGGUCGAUCGGAAAGGACAUUACUUGACAUAAUUCGGUAUGUUUUUAAGUCUUUGAUUAAGAAAAAAUGUUGGUUGAUCCUUAAUAAAACGUGUCAAGACUCAAACCUGCCAACUGCCGUCUACAUUGCUUAUGCCAAUAGCGGGUAUGCCAAGUAAAAUGCAAACAAGACAUUUAGAGUCAAGGUGUGGAUAUAUUUGAGCAAGGCAUACUCCAUGUUAGCUCUCAAAUAAACUUGUGUCUUCUGCACCCUGCAAAUCUAAAAUCAAGCAUGUACUGGUACAGCAAGUUGCUACCCAACAGCCAGUUGAGGUAAAUCUGCUACCUCUGUGCUGAUGUAUACUUGUGUCUUGUGCCCCAUGUUGUUUAUUCUUGCAAGCGAUGGGUUCCAACAGUUAUCACCACAGAAAUAGCAUUCUAGUCCCACUUAUGAAAAGGCUUACUUAAAUAAUUUAUAUUUGAGUUGUAAAAGUUGAUUGCAAGUAUACACAUAUACAAAGCAUGAAUUAAAGAAAUUUUGGGAUCUAAAAAUUUUUCAACUUGAAGGAAAAAAACCCUUUUUUGGGGUAUUGAAGUUCUUAAUGGUUUUAAGCUGCCUUGUUUGCUGUUAAUUUUGCAUUCUCAUCCUUUAAGAAAAGAGUGCUUAUUUUUUACUCCUAUGCACUUGUUUUUGAUUCUUACCACUGGUUUGAUGGGAUUUUUGUUUUUUUUUUUGCAUAAAGUAUCAAUUUCUUUUAAUUUUUGGGAAAGGGGGAAAUUUCUGAUUGUACUAUGGUCAUGUAGAAUUUUAACAUCUGUUAUCACCCUUGUAAUGUUUAUUAUAUAAAUGGGGAGGACAUGGAAAUGUUUGGUUUCUCAAUAGUUAUGGACAGGGGAUAUGGCAUGUUUGGAGUGGGUGCAGUUUUCUGUAGUAUUUAGAAUCUUUUAUUGUUGUUCACAGCUUCAUACUGUUACACAAGCACCAUUGUACUUCUCUUACGACUGGUUGUUGCACUAAGUUGUGUGGGAAUUGUGUUUAGCAUGUUUGCCUGUUUGCUGGAUUUGUGUGGCACAUUAAACAGAUGUCUCAAAGUAGUCAAGGAUUAUUCUAUUGGAAAUGUAGUUACAGGUAAGAAUCAAUGUCUUGUGUUGAUAAGUAAGAAAGUGUUGCCAUUGAGUAGAAAUAUAUGACAGGUGUAAUUUGUCUGAUGAUAGACUUCUAAUCAAUCUAAUUCUAAGUAAGAUAAUUUUGGUUUUAUCAACUGAGUUGAUAGAGAAAUGUAAAUAGGCCACCAAUUAGAGUUUCAAAGCUGAUGUUUCAAGCAUUAGCCCUUUGUCAGAGCAAAUGGGGAACACAGUGCCACAGUUCUUUAAAAAAUAACCCCUUUAUUCAUGAUUCUGAACUAGUAUUCACAACAUAGUUUUGUCCUCAUUGUCAAGUUAUAUAGGUAAAUACUUAAUAUCUUGAAGACACUGAAACACUGUUUUAUUGUUCCUAUUGUUUUUCAUGUGUUAUUUUUUAUUUGGAUAAUAUAAGGAUUGAUGACGUUGGUAAUCACAGCUACAACUGUAAAUUACAUUAAGGAUGAAGAAAAAAUUGAUGGUGGAUAUUUAGCUGCUGAAGCCUAAGGCUGAGGUAGAUAAAUCAGACACAAGGUUUGAUAAUGCAUGAUGUGGUGCAAAAACCAAUUCAGUAAUUGUUUUAUUCAUACAUUUUUAAAACACAUUGCAAAAGAAGACACUUCUGUUUGAGUCUGCAAAAGUUUGAGAACACUGCACAGAUGAGAGGCUGGGAAACUUGGCAGACUUUGAACUCAACAUAAUAAAUGUAAUAUCCACUGCAGAUAUUGCAGUCAUCAUGUUAACUUCACAUGCUAUAUGCUCUCAACCAAUCAGAUAUUUCAUAGUAAGUCUAUUGUAUAAUAAAAUAUAAUUACUAGAUGAAGUCAGUUAACAGUAAUUUUCAGCUGCUGUUCAAUUUUUCUGCAGUUGUGAUGUGUGUUGCUACAAUCAUUAUUGUUUACAUGGUGACAAGGAUACUUGAAGAAGUUGGUGAAGAGGACAGUAGUGAUCCCGCCAAAGUUAAAUUUGAGAUCAGUUUUUGUCUUGUGGUGGCUGCAGGAGGAUCAUCGGUACUGGCAACUGCAUUGAGUUUAGUUAUGCACUGUUAUCUACACCGCAUGAGAGAAAGAACUCAAUCUGAUGAAGAGCUAUCCCUUGAACUGAUGUACUCCAUGGUACCUGCCGACAGUAUCUCAGAUGUUCCACCUCCCGCAUACUCACCCUGAUCACCACAAUUAGUGAACUAACUCUUACAAUGUAGGUAUAAUAAUAUUAGUAGUUAUAUGCAGACAAGGAAGUGAAAUCAGAAAUUCUAACAGGACAUUGAUGUUAGUUUUCAAUUUUCAGAAAAUUUUAAUGACUUCAAUUUUUUCCCAGAAGGCAUUGCAUUUCAACAGCAGGCUUUGUUUCCUUGGUCAUUCAGUGUUUUCAACUGUACCUCAUGCACCAAUCAAUUUGAAGCUUUAAAUCCCCUAGGGGCCAAUUCGAUACUGGAACUGUCAAGUCUCUCCACCAGAUCACAUGUGUUUUAUCUUUUAAUAUGGAAGUGCUUAAAGGCAGAGAGUUCACUUUCAUAAGCAGAUGGCUCAGAAGAAAAGGUCCACAAGAAAAACACUAUACCUGAUCAUGCCUUUCUCCCAAGAAAUUGGUCAUCAAAUCCAACCUUGGGUGGGGCAUUUAAACACCCUAUUUUAGUCUGAAAGGGUGGGGUGGUAAUUUGAACUAACCAAUCUUCAAAAGUUAAAAUGCUUGGGGGC
Molecule: messenger RNA, 3645 nt
Organism: Pocillopora meandrina
Lineage: Eukaryota; Metazoa; Cnidaria; Anthozoa; Scleractinia; Pocilloporidae
Source: the annotation of a GenBank genome assembly